CCCGGCUCUCCCUGGGCGGCGUCGGUCGGCACCGGAUGGCAGUGCUGACGCAGCGGCCGGAGUCGCCGGAGCUCUCCUCCGGCUCGAGCACGGACCUCAUCGCCUCCGCCUCCACCGCCCUCCGCCGCCUCCACUUCCGCACCGCCUCCGCCCACCGCUCCCGCCCCCAAGGCGCUUCCAAGGGACCGCUCCCGCCCAAGGUGGUGCUGGCCUCGAACUCGGCCUCGCUGGAGUCGGCGCUGAACACCUCGACGGACUCGUCGACCACGGCGGUGACGAUGGUGACGGUGACGGACGGGGACUCGAGCCUGGACAAGGACGAGGUCCUCCGCAUCACGCCCAACCUCAUCGAGGACCUCCUCAACGAGACCCCGCUCUCCUCCCUCGAGAAGGAGGACGCCUCCUCCACCUCCUCCACCUCCGAGAAGGACACCAACACCCUGCGGGCCUCCACCGAAUCCAGAGGGCUCUUCGCCGACCGCAACUCCGAGGACGAGGCGACGCCCAAGAACGAGCCGCCCGCCAAGCGGUUCAUCAUCGACACCGAGGACAAAGACAAGGUGAUCGACCCGGACAACUCGUUCGAGUGGUACCGGAUCAAGAUGCGGCAGCUGAACGUGGAGAACGCGCGGCACAACCACUCGCACUCGGUCUCGCGGCGGCUCCACUCCAUCUCGAAGCGCUACGCCAAGAACAACUUCGGCGAGGACCGGCUCAAGUCCAGCCGGGGCUCCUCCGGCUUCGCCGCCGAGCAGAUGACCGUCGACAGCGAGGACGCCUUCGAGCUCCGCGCCUCCCCGCCGGUCCCCACCUCGCCCACCGGCUCCCCCAGCUCGGAGCCGCCGCAGGGCCUCGAGGAGACACCCACCACGACCCUCGUCCAAGUGGAGAGCCCCAAGCUCAAGCCCGAGCCCAGCCCGACCAAGGUCAAGAAGCAUUUCACCUUCUCGCCGACGGUGGAGAACAAGGCGUUUCCGGAUAAGCUCAACGGGAAUGUCAGGAUACAGGACGGGCUGGCCUCAGCGCCGGCUUGCACUGGAGUCGAGGUGUUCAAUUCUGCCCCGGGGCGGAAGAAAUUCGAGCGGAAGUGGUCGAUGACGGCGGCGGAGGUGAUCCUGGAGCAGCCGGACAACAACAACAAGAACUACUCGGACACGAAGACGGCGUCCAUCUUCAUCCAGCAGCCCUCCGUGACGGGCAACUCCCCAGAUCACCCCCAGCCGAUGGACACCCGGGAGACCGUUGAUUCGCCCAAGAAACGCGAGGAGAACAUGAAACUCCUAGACGUCGCCAACGCAUACAACCAGGCCAGCUUCCACGAAAAAGAACUCAAGUACGGGUGCUCGCACCACAGCCGGUCGCAGUCGGUGAAGACGCCCGGUCGUUCGGGGGGCGGCCCGGGGGGGCUGCGGCCCAACUACCUGUGCCUGCCCCAGCAGCGCUCUCGGGUGGCCUCGAUGCCGAACACGGGCGUGGAGGAGGAGUACUACCGCCUCCGGCAGUUCACCGUCACCGGGAACAAGGUCGUCAACCGCGGCGACUCCCUCAAGAGCCGCCGCUCCCGCAGCAACAACAGCGUCGCUUCCAGUAACUCCAGCCACAGCACUGAACAUAUCACGGGGACUGGCGCGACGGGGACGGGCUGCGCGGUGGCGGGGGGCUCGUACCCCGGUUCGGCGCGGACCUCGGCGACGACCUCCUUGGCCUCCUCCCGGGAGUCCUCCUGCGCCUCCUGCCCGGGGAUCACGGCCCCCUUCCGGGUCCUCAUGCUCGGCGGCUGCGGCGUCGGAAAGUCCUCCCUCAUCUCCCAGUUCAUGACCUCAGAGUACCUUCACGCCUUCGAUGCCUCAAUAGACGACGAGUGGAACGAGACUGCGGUGUCCGUGCUGUUGGACGGUGAGGAGUCGGAGCUCAUCUUCAUCGACCAUCCUGCCACCGAUGUAACGCCGGAAGAGUGCAUAGACUCCUACGAGCCGCCGCACGCUUACUGCGUCGUCUACUCGACGGCCGACCGCUCCAGCUUCACCGUCGCCGACGAGUGCCUCCAGGCGCUGUGGAAGAAGAACUCCAUCAAGAGCAAAGCCGUCAUCGUCGUCGGCAACAAGACUGAUCUCGUCCGCUCUCGGGUCGUCACCACCGAAGAGGGGAAGGCGAUGGCGAUCAAGUACGACUGCAAGUUCAUCGAGACCUCGGUGGGGAUCAACCACAACGUGGACGAGCUCCUGGUCGGGAUCCUCUCGCAGAUCCGGCUCAAGCUGGACAUGCCCCCGGACGGAGGGGUCGGCGAGCGGGAGGCGCCCUACCGACGGAGGAGUCGCUCGCCGAUGGGGCUAGGCUGCGGGUUCCGCAAGUACGGCAGCGGGCGCCUCUCCGCCUCGCUCAAGGUCAAGGGGCUCCUCAGCAAGGUCUGGGCGCGCGACUCCAAGUCCAAGUCCUGCGAGAACCUCCACGUCCUGUGAAGCUCCCAGGUGGCCACGUCGAGGGAAGGUUGAGGAUACAGAACGCCGAGUUGGGGAAAGGUUGAGGAUACAGAACGCCGAGUUGGGGAAAGGUUGAGGAUAAAGAGCGCCGAUUCGAGGAAAGGUUGAGGAUGAAGAUCGCCGAGUUGAGGAAAGGUUGAAGAUGAAGAAUGCCGAGUCGAGGGAAGGUUGAGGAUACAGAACGCCGAGUCGAGGAAAGGUUGAGGAUGAAGAUCGCCGAGUCGAGGAAAGGUUGAGGAUACAGAACGCCGAGUAGAGGAAAUGUCUAUAUCAAUAAAGCAAGCGAAAAUUCAUUCUUUAUAUCAUCAGGAUGACUGUAUCAUUGGAAUAAUCGAAUUGUAUCGGAACUGUAUCAUCCCUGGUAAAAAU
Messenger RNA from Bemisia tabaci, 2849 nucleotides. The record is from RefSeq and is a predicted model, not a curated record. NCBI's taxonomy places the organism in Eukaryota, Metazoa, Arthropoda, Insecta, Hemiptera, Aleyrodidae.